AUGGUUGGAUCUCAUCAGCAUGUUGCCUCCUUGCGAUUGGCUCAAGCAGCCAUUUUCAAUGGGAAAGGCUUUGAGGAUGCUGCUGGGUAUGCUCGAUAUCUUCUCAAAUUCCAAGAUCGUGCUCUAUGUCCUUCAAUCACUCUGGAUCCAACCAGGUUUAACAGGUAUGGAAUGGAUGUUCCACGUCUGAUUAAUUCCUUAGGUUGGAAGGAAAUCCUCCCCAAUAGGAAUUUUGGCUUUCGACCUGCGGUUGUCAGGAUGUUUUAUGCAAACAUGAAGCCCUGCUUCCAAAUCUCUCUACCAUGCUUUACUACGAUAGUUUACAACUAUCUGAUCACUAUCAAUGUGGAGCUCCUAUCACUCCUCCUUGGGAUUCCUGUUGCUGGGGCAGAAGUCCAAAACGAGUCUGAUUUCCACUCUGUUGGGUUCAAUGAGGGGGAUGCCUUGCGCCUGUAUGCUCGUGAUACUGGCCGCUAUUAUCCUUCUGAUUUCCAUUCUGGGAGACUCCCUGAUGAUCUAAAGGUGCUCAACUAUUACAUCACUAGGGCUUUUCUACCUCGCUCCCAUGGCCUGAACAAACUUUACCCCUCGGAUCUGUGGAUUCUUGCCAGUGCAAAAGAAAAUCGCGUCAUCAGCUAUCCUCACCUCAUGUUCGAUCACAUGAUGAACUAUCACGAUGCUUACUAUGAUGAAGACCUCCCUUUUGCACCUCAGAUGACGCAGAUCCUUUUGGCCCUGGGCUUGGACUUGCGUUUCAAGGUAGCUAGGGUUGAUAUCUUAAGCUCUCUCCGUGCUCAGUUUGUGCUCCGCAAAGUUGAUGCGUCAGUUGGACGUCGUCGUUCAUUAGUCAAUUCUCCAGGGGGAGAAGCAGCUGACCAUGCAGUUCCCCCUCACGAGGAUGGACUCAGCCUUGCAGACCUUGGAGAAGAAGAGGCUAAGGAAGCACCUGAGCCAAAUAAUCGUGCAAGGGUGAUGAGGGAUAAUGGCAAACAAGCGUUAGUGCAUCCUUUGGAAGUCAUUCAAGCUAUGUUCCGUCUGGAAGGGGAAGCAAGUAGCAGCAGAGAUCAGAUGCAGGAAGAUGAAGAAGGCAUAUCUGAUUAUGUCUCUUUGCCUGAGUAUGGGUUUUAG
Messenger RNA from Linum tenue, 1128 nucleotides. NCBI's taxonomy places the organism in Eukaryota, Viridiplantae, Streptophyta, Magnoliopsida, Malpighiales, Linaceae. The record is from the annotation of a GenBank genome assembly.